AUGUAUGUUCCAAAUGCUUUUAUAGAUUUGUCUUUGGAUGAGCAGACUCAAGAACUUCGUGCCUAUUUUAAAAGUUUAGGAGCGGAGAUUUCAGAAGAAAAAUCUCCCAAAGGCAUUGAAGAUGAUCUUCACAAAAUUAUUGGUGUUUGUGAUGCUUGUUUUAAAGAAGGCAACGAAGUAGAAAUUGAAAGUAUACUUAACAGUAUUGUUUCACUGUUAAUAGUAAUUGACGUUGACAGAGCAGAGAAUUUGUUUCUUGCUUUUAGUGAAAAACUUACCAAAGCACCAGGUCAAAAACUUGGAUUGGUUGCACUUAGAGUGCUGUUAUUAUUAUUUCAAUCUUUGGAUGAGAGGCUGCCUAUGAGAUAUCAUGUAUAUUAUCAUCUUGUGCAAAUAGCUAAGCAAGUAGAUCAGGUUCAAGCGAUAUUCAAAGGUGUGGAACAUAUGAAACAACAAUUUGCUGCAUGUCCUCCAUCUAAUGAGCAAAUGCAAAAAUUAUUAAGGCUCUUACAUGAAGUGUUAUUAAGUUGCAAUCAAAGUGAGUUGGCUGCAAAAGUUAUGAUGGAGCUUUUAGGAACCUACACCCAGGAGAAUGCUUCCCAGGCCAGAGAAGAUGCACAGAGAUGCAUAUUAGCAGCUCUCGCAGACCCUAAUACAUUUUUACUGGAUCCGCUUUUGUCUUUAAAACCUGUCAUGUUUUUAGAAGGAGAAUUAAUUCAUGAUUUACUGACAAUUUUUGUAUCUGAAAAACUUCCUGCCUACAUAAAAUUUUAUGAAAAUCACAGAGAAUUCAUUAAUUCACAGAAGUUAAAUCAUGAGCAAAAUUUGAAAAAAAUGAGACUCCUUACGUUUAUGCAAUUGGCUGAAACAAAUUGCGAGAUGACAUUUCAAAUGAUUCAAGAUGAAUUAAAAAUAAAAGAAGACGAAGUAGAAGCAUUUAUUAUUGAUGUUUUAAAAACAAAGUUGGUACGUGCAAGAAUGGAUCAAUCGAGUAGAAAAGUAUUCAUUUCGAGCACCAUGCACAGAACUUUUGAUAGAGCACAGUGGCAACAUUUAAGGGAUUUAUUAUAUGCUUGGAAAGUAAAUUUAACUGCUGUUCAAGAAGGAAUGAAAGCAGUAGCUGCUGCACAUAUGGAAAAAGUUUAA
This is a messenger RNA of Pediculus humanus corporis (human body louse), 1146 nucleotides long. Its product is annotated as dendritic cell protein, putative. The coding region runs from base 1 to 1146 and encodes 381 amino acids. Gene Ontology annotation, cellular component: eukaryotic translation initiation factor 3 complex; cytoplasm. Lineage: Eukaryota; Metazoa; Arthropoda; Insecta; Psocodea; Pediculidae. Gene Ontology annotation, biological process: cytoplasmic translational initiation. Gene Ontology annotation, molecular function: translation initiation factor activity. The transcript is spliced from 6 exons. The record is from RefSeq and is a predicted model, not a curated record.